This is a messenger RNA of Lathyrus oleraceus (garden pea), 1266 nucleotides long. Its product is annotated as alpha-soluble NSF attachment protein 2. The transcript is spliced from 9 exons. Lineage: Eukaryota; Viridiplantae; Streptophyta; Magnoliopsida; Fabales; Fabaceae. The coding region runs from base 187 to 1056 and encodes 289 amino acids. Gene Ontology annotation, molecular function: syntaxin binding; soluble NSF attachment protein activity. Gene Ontology annotation, cellular component: vacuolar membrane; SNARE complex. Gene Ontology annotation, biological process: intracellular protein transport; SNARE complex disassembly. The record is from RefSeq and is a predicted model, not a curated record.
UUUUCGCUGGCUUAACCUUUUCGUUUCGUCUCGUUCAUUUUCCACUUUUUCAUUUGCGGUUUUCGGGUCUUCAGAGUCUAUCUCUAAUAUCUCUAUAUUCUCCUCCUUUCUCUUAUGAUUCUUCUUCACCUCAUAUUUUCUACAACACAGUGAAUCGAUCCAUUAUUCGCUUCCGAUCGGAGUAAAAUGGCCGAUCAGUUAGCAAGGGCAGAGGAUUUCGAGAAGAAAGCUGAGAAGAAGCUCAGCGGUUGGGGCUUAUUCAGCUCAAAAUUCGAAGAUGCCGCCGAUCUCUUCGAUAAAGCCGCCAACUCGUUCAAACUCGCUAAAUCAUGGGACAAAGCGGGAUCUACAUACGUUAAGUUGGCGAAUUGUCACUUGAAGUUGGAAAGCAAGCACGAGGCUUCACAGGCUUAUGUUGAUGCUGCACAUUGUUAUAAAAAGACUAAUAUAAGUGAGGCUGUAUCAUGCUUAGACCAUGCUGUGAAUCUUUUGUGUGAUAUUGGCCGGCUCUCUAUGGCUGCUAGAUAUUUGAAGGAAAUUGCAGAGUUAUAUGAAUCCGAACAAAAUAUUGAGCAGGCUGUUGUUUACUAUGAAAAGUCAGCUGAUUUUUAUCAAAGUGAAGAGGUGACAACUUCGGCAAACCAGUGCAAGCAGAAAGUGGCCCAAUUCGCUGCUCAGCUGGAACAAUAUCAGAAGUCGAUUGAGAUUUAUGAAGAGAUCGCACGCCAAUCUCUAAAUAAUAAUUUGCUGAAAUAUGGAGUUAAAGGCCAUCUUCUUAAUGCUGGCCUUUGCCAACUCUGCAAAGGGGAUGUUGUUGCCAUAAACAAUGCAUUAGAGAAAUACCAGGAAUUAGAUCCAACAUUUUCAGGAACACGUGAAUAUAGGUUAUUGGCGGAUGUUGCUGCAGCAGUUGAUGAAGAGGAUGUUGGAAAGUUUACUGAUGUUGUCAAGGAAUUUGACAGCAUGACCCCUCUGGAUUCUUGGAAGACAACGCUUCUUUUGAGGGUGAAGGAAAAGCUGAAAGCCAAAGAACUUGAAGAGGAUGAUCUUACAUAAACUGUAAUCCAGCAUUCUGUUGGUUGGACAUAAUAUUGAUGGUUUUCUUUGUUCUAUGCUUGUCUAUCCUGUUGUUCCGUCCUACACUUGUAUUUUAGAGUGUAUUUGCUUUGGUUUCAAUUGAAUCGGCCGGACUGAAUUCAAGAAAUGAUUUUAUCGAGGUUGCUUGAGCUUGAGUAUGAAUGAAACUACUGUGAUAUCUUGUUAACA